Messenger RNA from Cydia fagiglandana, 1087 nucleotides. RefSeq names its product pancreatic triacylglycerol lipase-like. Gene Ontology annotation, biological process: lipid catabolic process. Lineage: Eukaryota; Metazoa; Arthropoda; Insecta; Lepidoptera; Tortricidae. The coding region runs from base 44 to 1042 and encodes 332 amino acids. The record is from RefSeq and is a predicted model, not a curated record. Gene Ontology annotation, molecular function: lipase activity. The transcript has 5 exons.
GAAAAUAACAAAUGACACCGAAGUUGCAAAUUAGCAAUAACCAAUGAAGGUGUUGGUGGUGUUAUCCGCCCUUGUAGCGUUGUGUGCUGGAAGUGCUGUUCCUCUGGUGCCAGGGGAUAACAGCCACUAUGUCGAGGGCGAAAGCCGUUUUAUCUGGAUGCCUGAUGGCGAAGGGGUACCCCAUCUAGUAGACCUGCAGGAACCAGUUGAUGAAGAUUUCUUGCGCAACAGAAAUGGUGCCAACAAUCAGUACUGGCUCUACACCAGAUGGAAUCCCACCAACCCGCAAGUAAUUGUUCAUGGUAAUGCUAACACUAUUUGGUCUUCCAACUACGUCGCCAGUCGCCCGCUGAAGGUUAUCGUCCAUGGCUGGAACAGUGACGGAAACAGUGCCAUCAACCCUUUAGUCAGAGAUGCUUUCUUGGCCGUUUCUGAUGCCAACGUCAUCGUUGUGGACUGGCGUUCUCUGGCCAACGGUCUCUACGCCACUGCCGUCGCUGGUGUUCCCAGUGUUGGACAGUUCCUGGGAAAUUUCUUGGUGUGGCUGAUCAAUACCGCUGGUGGAAACUGGAACAAUGUCCACCUGGUCGGAUUCAGUCUGGGAGCUCACGUCGUCGGCACCGCUGGCCGCACGGCAGGCGGGUGGCCUGUCCGAGUGACUGGCCUAGACCCUGCUGGUCCACUGUGGAGUGGAAACGGUAACGCCAUAAAUGGCAACGCUGGCACCUACGUUGAAUGUAUUCACACCGACGGAGGUCUCCUCGGCAUCUUCAACCCCAGCGGCAACGCUGAUUUCUACCCCAACGGUGGCAGAAACCCCCAGCCCGGCUGCUGGCUUAGUACCUGCUCCCACAGCCGUGCCUACGAGCUGUUCGCCGCCACUGUCCAUCACAACCAUCUGAACGGACGUCUAUGCGGCAAUAUCAACCAAGCUCAAAAUAACCAGUGCACGGGAGGCACCUUACUAAUGGGCAACGGCAAUCUUGCAAAACGAGGAAAUGGAAUUUACGGAUUAACGACCGGCGCCUCUUGGCCUUACUAAGGAUCUUGAUCUAACAAUCACAUCAAUAAAUAUUUUUCUCUAAAA